Molecule: messenger RNA, 5916 nt
Organism: Myxocyprinus asiaticus (Chinese sucker)
Lineage: Eukaryota; Metazoa; Chordata; Actinopteri; Cypriniformes; Catostomidae
Product: dnaJ homolog subfamily C member 14-like
Exons: 8
Coding region: 2084-4090 (668 amino acids)
Molecular function (GO): dopamine receptor binding
Source: RefSeq, a predicted model, not a curated record
GUGGCAGUAAUGCACGAGUUUUGUUGCGAUCUGCCAUCAAAAACGAGGAAGAAGAAGAGGACGCUUGGUAUACCGCUGCCUGCAAAGGACGCGUCCUAGCUAGCACCCAGCCUUCGAAACGAGACACACAGGAAAAGGGUUACAUGUUCGGAAGUGACGUCACAUCGCCUUCGCUGUACUCGGAAAUGCACCAUAAUGGAAAGAAGGACAGUGAAGCAGCUGAAGACAGAUGAGUAUAAACUGAGCUGAAGUCAUCAUAUACAGAGAUAUAAACGCUACCAUAUGUACAGUGUUAGUUUAAUGCAGUACUGUUGUAAAGCUUGCUUCAGCAUGUGUAGUAGAGGCGCUUUAGUUAGCGCGCCUGCUAAAAAAAACAGCGUGAAAGAAGACGCUCAACAUCAUAAAUAUUAUUAAACAUAAACGCAGUCACAGUGUGUACACCUACAGUAGCUGAUGAUUUAAUCAUGCACUUUAUAAGGAGAGUGUGUGCUGUAAGUUACUGUCAUGUAAUGUUUACCUUCAUUUUCUGUUUUGAUACUUCUCUCAUGGAUUUGUUUUCUUUGCUCUAUAGUUUGUUGCAUUGAAACUAUAGAAGUUACAGCUAUAUGAUGUUGAAUGUGCAACUUCAUAUUUAAAGGUGCACCAAUUAAUUUUUUCCUCAUUAAAAAAGCUGUACUCCUUAAGAAAUUAAUUGUGAUUUUGAAACACAUGUAGGAAAUCAUGACCUCUCACAUUAAAAUGAAGACUCCAGUCAUAUCAGUAACCUUAUAAAAGCUGUUUUAUUCUACAUGGAGAGGGUCCGCACAUGGGGGCUGCCAUGUUAGAUUCACAAGACCAGCCAAAUACUAGUCUCUUAAUCUCAGUAACCAUCAUGUUAUUUCACAUUUUCACUCUUAGAUUAAAUUAAUCAUGUUUGACUGUGAAUUGUGAAUUUUUACAAUGGCAUCAGUAACUGAAAACUGUUGCGUUGGAAUGAUGCUGUAUCCAGGCCACUAGGUGUCAGUGUAAGCCUAAAACAAAAUGAACAAGAACGAACUUAGUGCACUUUUAAGCCUAGGUGUUUUAUGUACGUUUUUUGACGAAUUGCAAAAUCAACUCCGUAAAUAGUGUUUUCAUGAAUGCAGGGGAAAAAAAAUAAAAAAUAGAUUACUUUUUUAAAAUUUUAUAAAAACUUCCAAGUGAAUAGGUUUCAUGUGUUUUGGACUUUAUAUUCUUACAUAUGGGUUUAACAUAUUCAUGUUGGUUACAAAACAUGCUCAUGGACAGAAAAUAAAAAAUAUAUUCCUAUUAGUCUCAAUUUUUUUUUUUUAAUAAUAUAAUACGGUAUUAUUAUUACCCAGUUCUAAUUUAAUACAUUUUAUUACAAAUUAUAUUAUCAGAAUAACAUUUUAAAUAAUAACAUGAUUAUUUGUUAUAGCCUAUUUGUUAUGUUUGCUUUAUUUUAUCCGAACAUAAUUUGAGAAUGUUCCAAAGAGCAUCUUUUGUGUUUCAAUGUAAGCAAGGAAAUCUGAUCGUCUGUACGAAGGACUUAACAUGUCUUUAUCACACAUUUGCCUAGAAAUUGUGCAGAAAAUUAAAUUUCUUAUUCACUUAUUCUUUCCUAUAUGUCCGAACAUUUCUGUUUUAGUUUUUUUCAAAAUCCUUAAAGUUUCUUCUUAAUUCUAGGUUUAAAUUAAAAUGUAAAUCCUAGAUUCUCCCUAUAUGUUAUAAAGCUUUGUUAGGGUUUUUUUUUUUUUUUUUUUUUGUGGUUUAUUAGGUUUUUUGUGUAUAUACUUUGUUAGUCUAUACUACAACACAUAGUGUCAUCUGUGAUAACUAUGUUCAGGAGUACUAAUUUAGUUUCCUGAAUAUGUUGACUUAAAGACCGUUUUUCUCUUUGUUUCAGGAAUGUCUGUCUGUGACCGUCUGCAAUGCAGGAUGUACUGAAGACCCUAUAUUGCAUUUGUGUUUCAUUUGUAAAUCAGAGACCGUUAUCCAUGUUAAAUCUGAUGCAUGCAUUUCUGGUGCCACCCUGAAGCUCAUGAUGGAAGUCUUCAUAUCGAUCUUAAGUGUGAGAGAGUGAAUAUUUGGGUAUUUCAUCAGUAUGGAAGAUGAUGUGGCUGUACAUAGGGAUACAGUGGAGGAAAGCCCGGGCUGUGGGCUGCCCACUGUUUCUCUGGUCAGUCCAUUAGAAGGGAAUGAUGGUCACGUGACUGCGUCUCAAGAGCCUGAGGGUGAACAUGAGGCUUUUGAGGGUCUAAACUGUGAAUUUCAUGAUGGAGAUAUGGAAGCAGAAAAUGCGGUAAAUGAAGAAAACAAUUCCAAAAUUGAAGAUCUGAAUGAUGAUCAGAAGGAAGAUGAAAAUUUUGAAAAAGAAGAUACAGAGACACAUAAAAGAGGUGAGAAAAAUGAAUUUGAGAAGGAGUUACAGACCAAUGGAGAGUCCAGAUCCCGGAAUGCUGGGACUGGGAGGAAAGGGAAGUCCAAGAAGUGUGUAUUGGGGCAAGGGUCAUGUGAUCAUACACCUUUAUGGACAUCUCCAUCAUCCAUGCCUCAAAAAUCUUUCUCGUCUUCUGGACUCAACAGACACAAGCAGGUGAGGCGACGGAACCACCAACACAAUCAUGGCCGUUUACGUCGGAAGAAUGGAAUGCAGCUGGUCGUGGCGAGUCGAGAUUUCCUGGCGGAAUCCGUUAGUCAGUGGUGCAUUUCCUGCAUCCAUAUGGUGGUAGAGCUCGUCAUUUCUCUGGCGCACCACUGUGGGAUUGCUGUGGAAUUGUCGGGAAUUGCGCUGUACGACUUUGGAACACGCAUGCUGUGCAAGGUCACUGAUAUUCCAGGCAUGAUGCGAGAUUUGCGGCUAAUCCGGGACUGGAGCUGGUGUUUGGCUGUGGCUUUAGUAGAAGGCAUCAGCAGAACUACACUUUGGGCUCGAUGCACCCUUCUGUCCAGUCUAAGGAUUUUCUGUGUUGCACUAUGUUUCGGCUCUCAGAUGAUCAGGAGUGUUCUGGCACAUCUGACAGGAGAGAGAGGCAGAAAGUGGUGGAUUGCUCUCCAGAGCAGCAAGUUCUGGAGCAAAGUGUCUGAUCUGACCAUGAAAAGUUACAGGCGUUUGUUUAAACGAGACAUCAUCAAAGACAGUUCAAAUCCAGAGUUAUCCAACAGGGGGCCGGAGAAAUGGCAGCCUGGUGAAGAGUUGCAGAGACUGCUGGCACUGGCCAAGAUCCCUGAAGAGGAGUUGGACCCAUUUAAUGUUCUCGGAGUGGAUAUUAAUGCCACUGAAUCUGAGCUCAAGAGAGCAUACAGGCAGCUGGCUGUACAGGUUCAUCCAGACAAAAACAAGCACCCAGGUGCUGGCGAGGCCUUCAAGGUGUUGAGGGCAGCGUGGGACAUUGUCAGUAACCCACAGACACGGCGAGAGUAUGAACUGAAGCGGGUGGCAGCGACAGAACUUUCUAAAUCCAUGAAUGAGUUCCUGACUAAACUGCAGGAUGAUCUGAAAGAAGCCAUGAACACUAUGAUGUGCACUAAAUGUGAGGGCAAGCACAAGCGCUUCGAGAUGGACCGCGAGCCUGCUGAGGCCCGAUUCUGUGCUGAAUGUAAUAAGUGGCACAGUGCCGAGGAGGGAGACCUGUGGGCUGAAUCUAGUAUGCUGGGACUGCGCAUCACAUACUUCGCCUUCAUUGACAGCAAAGUCUUUGACAUCACUGAGUGGGCGGGCUGUCAGCGGAUAGGCAUCUCUCCAGACACUCAUCGUGUGCCCUAUCAUAUCUCUUUCAGCUCUAAAAGCAGUGGCCCCAGCCGCCACAGAUCUGCUUCAGAUCAUGCAGCCACUGCAGGUCCACCUGCAGACCUGCAAGACUUCUUCAGCCGCUUCUUCCAGGGUGGAUCUCCCAGUGACGCACCUGCUAACGGAGGCUUCUUCCCAGCUGGAACGCCACAGCCACCACAUCACGGCUCCGGAGCCCCUGCAGGAAUGUUUUCAGGACCUCCUCCACAAACGGGGUUCUUUAGUCCAGGAGCCCAACGGGGCGACCCCAGCGAACUCUGGACAGAAGAAGGAAAGCCCCCACGCCGGCGCAAGAAAGUUCGCAAGCCAUUCCAGUGCUGAGCAAUGCAAUAUCAUAUAGUCAUGGCUUUUGAGAUGGAGUACUGCCUGUUCCCAUGGUUUAGUGCUGGCCAACCAGUACAAGAUGGGAACUAAAUUCGGCCUCGGAGGAACAUUUCAUUGUUGGCUUUAUGAAGCAUAGUUAUACACUGAAAUGAUAGUUUACCCAAAUUUGUUCUCCUAGAGGAGCAAGCGAAGAGAGAUGCAAGAAGGAAGAAGAACUUGCUGUAUAGUUUGAAGUUCUUUUUUUUUUUUUUUGAGACUCCGAUUAACCGAGAUUGAAAUAACAUUCUUUCUAGAAACACAAAAGUACUUUUUCCCAGUUGCAUUCACACUUUUCUGCUUGUUUAUUUCUGGCUUGAUUAUUUGAAUCAGAUGUUCAGGAUGUGGCUGUGUGUUUUAUUGUUUGUACCGUCACAUGUAUAAUUGACACAGACCUCAGGGAUGACUGUCUCUUCAUCUGCUAUUUGACAGGUAAAAAAGUGAUUUUCAAAUGUUCCUGGACAUUUGAUAUAGAGGAAUAAGUUCAGCGGUUCAACAUUAAAACAUAGCUUGAUUAAUUAUUUUUUCACUUAUUAGAUCACAUUUAACGAAGGCAAAUACUUCAAAUAAUAAUUGACUUAACAAAUAUUACAUGACAUGGGCUCAUGUUUUGUUUUUUUUCCCAUGAAGACUGUCAACAAAUUCUCACAUGAUUUGAAUGGAGCUUUAAAUCAGGACAGAAAGAAUGGUUUGGGAUUUUCACAUUAAAACUGAGCAUGCUAUGUUUGUAGAAUUAAUCUUUAAUUGAUUCAGUUCAUGUUGUUGUUCAUGUAGAGCAGCUCUGAAGCUGGAGGAGACUUCAGUGUAUUAUAUAAAGAAAUUAGAAAAUAUCAUGAGGAAUCAAAUUCCCUUUCCAGUUUUAGCUCAUGGUUAAAGUGCUUGUUUAAGUCUUUUUAAACGAAACAGACAACCCCCAAAAUCAAAAGAUUUGAAGAGGCUGUAAACUCCAGAUAUAAAAUUAGAUAGUUUUUUUUAUUUUGUAUUUCACACCGUUCUCCAGUGAUCUUUCAGCCUUGACUUAACUUAAUUUCAGUGAUUUUAGAAGGAAACCAAAGAGAUGAGUGUUAGAUCUGUUACCAUCGACCGCUUUAAUGUGGUGCUUUAAUUCAACUCGGAAAAAGUCUGUUAAAAUAGCAGCACUUUUAUCUCUUGACCACAAUUUAUGACUGGCCACACUCUAAUGCUAUAGUAAUGACCCAAACUAAAUAAAUAAUACAUUAUACCUGAACCAUCAGUUUUGUAAAUCAUUUAACUUCAGUUAGACUUUCAGAUUUAUUAUAAUCAAGUUUUACAGAAACCUACUGACAAUGACAAAUUGUCUAUCAUUUCUAUUCAUAACUGAAAAUGUAAUUGGUUUACCAGAAAUAAAACAAUAGAUAAUUUUGUUUACAGUAGUAUUUUUGCACUAGUAUUCUUAACCCCAUACCUCCCCGAUGUUCAUUGUUUUAUGUUUUAGUUGUAUGUUUUGUUAUCAGCAACUCUGAUUGUGUGCAAUGCAAUAUGCCACUCACCAUUUUAAGAUAUGAUCCAUUUAAAUGUAUUCAGUUGAGGUUCUGAAGUUGAUGCAUUGAUGUAUUUAGUGCUGCAUACGGAGGUUUUUUUUUUUCUGUAUUGAUGGUGUUAGAGUGAUCUCAUCUAUGUGCAAGUGAAUGCACUAGCCUAGAUCACUCUAGUUCAGACAAUCAUUAUAAAGGUUCUAAUGUGCUGGAGACCUUUUUGCCAUCACCCAAAUCCUCCUGUAUUAAAGCUGAUUUCCUCAAAUGCUUUGACAAUUCUUUUACAUUUCC